AAAGAAAAUCACACCUUUUUUAGUUUUUCUCCUAUGAAUGUGAGAAGUUUGAUAGCUGUAGCUUUACCAGUGCUAGAUAUAUUAUUUUUUUUAAUAUACAAAAUGGCGGCUUGCCGGUAAACGAAUCAGUAAAUUUCUCAACCUAUGUUUAUACAACAUUUUUUGUUUGACAGACAACUGUGUAAGAGUGUGUUCAAUUUAUAGGCUGUUUAUUUAUACUAGCAUGCGUGAAUAUGAAAUCCUGCAAACAUGACAGUUCCAUCACUCGGGAACAUUUCUCCGGAGCUGGAUAUCUUCAAAAUAGAAUUAGCCCUCUCAUUCUUCAACAGGGAGACUAUUAUCACAGAAGAAAUUGUUGAAGAUGUUGAACUAUACUUGGAAAAAGAAAAUGUUAUUCUAGCUGCUGAAGUUAUUUUUCGUUUGCGAUGCUUAAAUCUGCAUCCAGGGGUGUUAAGUCAAGACAGAAAAACAGAAAAUAUCAACUCAACGAAUAACACUCCUAAUCUGAAGCCUCUCUUUUGGCUUAUGAGUGUUUUGCCUCCACAAGAUGCCUCAGAUUGUAAGAGCAUCAUGGAUCAAGACAAGUAUAGAUGGAAGGUGUCUUUGAGUGAUGUCGCUAUGGUCUUUUCUCAACUGGGGUAA
Molecule: messenger RNA, 642 nt
Organism: Homalodisca vitripennis (glassy-winged sharpshooter)
Lineage: Eukaryota; Metazoa; Arthropoda; Insecta; Hemiptera; Cicadellidae
Exons: 4
Coding region: 250-642 (130 amino acids)
Source: RefSeq, a predicted model, not a curated record